GAGCGGAGCCGAGCGGAGCCGAGCGGAGCCAUGGCCGCGGGGCCGCCCGGCAGCCGCCGCCUCCUGCCGCUGCUGCCGCCGCUGCUGCUGCUGCUGGGGCCGGCGCUCGGCCAAGGGCUGGGGCAGACGCGCUUCGUGUGCACCUCGGUGCCGCUGGACGGGGACGUGUGCGCCGCCUCGGCGCUGGGCACCGGCUCGGCCGAGGAGCUGAAGAGCACCGUGCUGCAGCUGCGGGAGACGGUGCUGCAGCAGAAGGAGACCAUCAUGAACCAGAAGGAGACGAUCCGCGAGCUCACGGCCAAGCUGGGCCGCUGCGAGAGCCAGAGCGUGCUGGAGCCGCCCGGAGAGGGAAAGGGCAGGAAGGGCUUUUCCAAGAACACCAUGGGCGACCUGUCGCGGCCGGCAGCCGCCGAGACCCUCAGCCAGCUGGGGCAGACGCUGCAGUCCCUGAAAACCCGGUUGGAGAACCUGGAGCAGUUCAGCAGGAUGAACUCCUCCAGCCAGACCAACAACCUGAAGGACAUCCUGCAGAACAAGAUCGAUGACCUGGAGAAGCAGGUGCUGUCGCGGGUGAACAGCCUGGAGGAGGGCAAGCUCAGCCCCCGCAACGAGUCCGAGGAGCGCGGCAAGAUCGAGAGCACCCUCACCUCUCUGCACCAGCGCAUCAGCGACCUGGAGAAAGGCCAGAAGGACAACCGGCCCCCGGACAGGUUCCAGCUCACCUUCCCCCUGCGCACCAACUACAUGUACGCCAAGGUGAAGAAGAGCCUGCCCGAGAUGUACGCCUUCAGCAUCUGCAUGUGGAUCAAAUCCAGCGCCUCUCCCGGCAUGGGCACCCCCUUCUCCUACGCUGUGCCCGGGCAGGCCAACGAGCUGGUGCUCAUCGAGUGGGGCAACAACCCCAUGGAGAUCCUCAUCAAUGACAAGGUGGCCAAGCUGCCCUUCGCCAUCAACGACGGCAAGUGGCACCACAUCUGUGUCACCUGGACCACGCGGGACGGAGUGUGGGAAGCCUACCAGGACGGCACCCAGACGGGCAACGGCGAGAACCUGGCCCCCUACCACCCCAUCAAGCCCCAGGGCGUGCUGGUCCUGGGCCAGGAGCAGGACACGCUGGGCGGAGGCUUCGAUGCCACGCAGGCCUUCGUGGGGGAGCUGGCCCACUUCAACGUGUGGGACCGCAAGCUGAGCCCGGGGGAGGUUUAUGGCCUGGCCACCUGCAGCUCCAAGGCACUCGCGGGCAACGUCAUCGCCUGGGCCGAGGCCAACAUCGACAUCUACGGCGGGGCCACCAAGUGGACUUUCGAGGCCUGUCGCCAGCUCAACUAGGGCCACGGACAAGCGAGAGAAACCUCCUCAGCGGGUUCUUUUAUUUAUUUAUUUAUUUAUUUCUCCUCCUUCUUUUGCGCAAAAACAACCGAGAACGAAGCCACCCGACUUGUCCCGGGAGCAGGGAUGCCCCGGCAGCGGGGCGCCCGCCCCCGGAGCCCCACGACCCUCCGGUUUCUGUCUUGCCAACGUCCUUCAACGCCUGCGUGCCUUGGCCUGGCGCGGCUGCGCCCCCCCGCCGCCCCCCGGCCCGGCCCCCGCUUCGCCGCCGCUUUCCUCGGGCACCGGCGCCUGAAA
This is a messenger RNA of Poecile atricapillus (Black-capped chickadee), 1626 nucleotides long. RefSeq names its product neuronal pentraxin 1 (gene NPTX1). The transcript is spliced from 5 exons. Bases 31 to 1329 code for a protein of 432 amino acids. Gene Ontology annotation, biological process: axonogenesis involved in innervation. Lineage: Eukaryota; Metazoa; Chordata; Aves; Passeriformes; Paridae. The record is from RefSeq and is a predicted model, not a curated record. Gene Ontology annotation, cellular component: plasma membrane; neuron projection.